AGCACUCCUUCCGAGAGUUCCGUCCUUUCCAGUGCCGUCAGCGGACCGUCGUGUUCUGCAAAAAUGGCACUUUACAAUUUUAAGAAGAUUAUGGUGGUCCCCACAUCAAAGGACUUCAUCGACAUCACUUUAUCCAAAACUCAAAGGAAGACACCGACAGUAGUCCACAAACAUUACGCAAUUCACCGAAUCAGACAUUUUUACAUGCGCAAAGUGAAAUUCACCCAGCAAAGCUACCAUGACAGACUAACUCAGAUCCUUACAGACUUCCCAAAGUUGGACGAUAUCCAUCCAUUCUAUGCUGAUUUGAUGAAUGUCUUGUAUGACAAAGACCAUUACAAGCUGGCAUUGGGACAAAUAAACAUUGCCAAGAAUUUGAUUGACAAUGUUGCUAAAGAUUAUGUUCGUCUCAUGAAGUAUGGAGAUUCUCUGUACCGGUGUAAGCAACUGAAAAGAGCGGCUCUGGGUCGCAUGUGCACCAUUCUGAAACGACAGAAGCAAAGCUUGGAAUAUCUAGAGCAAGUACGCCAGCAUCUUUCUCGUUUGCCCUCGAUCGAUCCCAACACACGAACUCUGCUGCUCUGUGGUUAUCCCAAUGUGGGAAAGUCCAGUUUCAUCAACAAGGUCACCAGAGCUGAUGUAGAUGUCCAGCCCUAUGCCUUCACCACCAAAUCCCUGUUUGUUGGACAUAUGGACUACAAGUACCUUCGCUGGCAGGUGGUGGACACCCCUGGGAUCCUGGAUCACCCAUUGGAGGAGAGGAACACCAUUGAGAUGCAGGCCAUCACCGCCCUGGCCCACCUGCGUGCUGCCGUGCUCUACAUCAUGGACCCGUCCGAGCAGUGUGGUCAAACCCUGGAGCAGCAGCUGGAGCUGUUCAACAACAUCAGGCCUCUGUUUGCCAACAAGCCUCUGCUAGUUGUGGCUAACAAGUGCGAUGUCAAAAAGAUCAGCGAAUUGUCCGAGGAAAACCAGAAAAUCUUUGCUGACAUCUUGGCAGAGGGCAUUCCUGUCAUUGAGACGAGCACUUUAACCGAAGAGGGAGUGAUCCAAGUAAAAACAGAGGCUUGUGACAAAUUGUUGGCCCACCGCGUUGACAACAAAAUGAAGGGCAAGAAAGUCCAUGAUGUCCUCAACAGACUGCAUUUGGCUGUGCCUGCUAAAAGAGAUGAGAAGGACAGACCACCUUUCAUCCCAGAGGGGGCUACAGUCCGAAGGAAAGCAAUGGAGGUGGAUGCUCCCAAACGCAGAACGGAGAGGGAUCUGGAGAUGGAGCUAGGAGAUGACUAUGUACUCGACUUGCAGAAAUACUGGGAUCUGAUGAACCAAGAGGAGAAACAUGACAUCAUUCCCGAAAUCUGGGAGGGUCACAACAUUGCAGAUUACAUUGAUCCUGAAAUCAUGAAGAACUUGGUGGAGCUGGAGAAGGAGGAGGAGCUGAAGGAGAAGGCCGGGGAGUAUGAUUCUGACGAGGAGAGCGAAGAUGAGGAGAUGCAGGAGAUCCGCAUGCUGGCCAAACAGAUCAGGGAGAAAAAGAAGUUGAAGAUUGUAGCCUCCAAAGACAAGGAUGUGCAUGGCCCCAGACUGCCCCGGACGGCCAAAAAGGUUGACAGAAAGACUAUUGAGAAAGAAAUGGGAGAUCUUGGUCUGGACAUGACCGAUAAGGAUGAUAGUCACUACGCAGGGCAGGCUCGCAGAUCCCGGAGUGUGACCCAGAAGCGGAAGCGUGAGGUCUCUGCACCCCCCAUCUCUCGCACGCGGAGCCAGAGUGCUUCUCGUCCGCCUCGCGACCAGUCUGGCGUGCGUGAUGCCAAGAUGGCAAGGAAGGCUAAGAAGAUGAUGAAGCACUCCCAGAAAGAAAUAAAUCGCGAGGGGAAGAAAGGAGAGGCGGACAGACAUGUCUUUGACCUCAAGCCUAAACAUCUAUUUUCAGGAAAGAGGAAAUCUGGGACCAAUGAUCGCAGAUAAACUUGCCUGUUUGGUUACUUGUCUAGACGUUGGUCAGAAGCAGGAACUUAAGCAGGUGGGGUGGGGGCUUAUCAUGGUGCAGUCCAACAGUCCUUUUGAGUGGCUUUUUUGGAAUAUAAAACUGUCAACACAAUACAUAUUAAUAUUUACACAUUGUGGCACAAGUGUCAUUUUUUUUUACUGAUGGUAAACAGUAAAAAAAUAUAUAUAUAUGAAAGUGUCAAACUUGCAGUUAGCACAUGAAAAAUAUGUAUGAUUUAAGUAGCUCCUGAAUAAAUGUCCUGUCAACCGG
This is a messenger RNA of Hypomesus transpacificus, 2260 nucleotides long. RefSeq names its product GTP binding protein 4 (gene gtpbp4). Gene Ontology annotation, molecular function: GTP binding; RNA binding; GTPase activity. Gene Ontology annotation, biological process: ribosomal large subunit biogenesis. Lineage: Eukaryota; Metazoa; Chordata; Actinopteri; Osmeriformes; Osmeridae. Gene Ontology annotation, cellular component: nucleolus. The coding region runs from base 64 to 1968 and encodes 634 amino acids. The record is from RefSeq and is a predicted model, not a curated record. The transcript is spliced from 17 exons.